AACUGAUAUGUUGUACAAUCUUGAGAUAUUUAAUGCUAUUUUAAAACAUGGCCGGUGUUUUAAGGUAUGCAGGUCCGCAGUCGACACCGAAACAGGCUCUAUCAGAUCAAACAUUGCCGUUUUUAAAAGAAGAUCAAUUCACAGAUACUGUUUUAGUGGUGGAAGGUAGAAAAAUGUACAUUAAUCGGGCGCUCUUAGGUUACGCUUCACCAUACUUUAAAAAAAUGUUGGAAAAUGCUCAUAGAUCGGUUUCUUCAGAGAAAAAGUCCAAAGCAGAGAUUCGUAUAAGUGAGAAGAAUUUUCCUGACUUUAUAGAUAUGCUGGCUUUUCUGCACCCAGGGGUAUGUCGCGAUUUGACAGAGAAAAUGGCUCUACGGUUAUUACCUUUAUCACAUGAAUAUCAGAUGUUUGCGUUAAAGGAAAGAUGUGAAAAGGUGUUGAUUUCUGCGCUCAAAAAGACGAAGUUGACCGAUGUGAAAGGCCCUCCACAACAAAGGAAUAGACGGGAUAAUACACCGGAAAUACUGCUAAAAUGUAUUAAAGCUGCCGAUAAAGGAAUGUCGAAGGCCGUUCUUACGUAUUGCUUAAAAAUGUUUGCUAAUCCCGGAAUACCUCUCAAGGAUUUGAAAUCUAGUCAGGAGAUAUCAGACAACACUAAAUCCAAAAUUUUUGAGAGUCGAAUGGAUAACGCUGCACAUAAACUUAAUCGGGUAGCAAAUGAACUUGAUCGUGAAAAACAUGAAAAAGAAAUGCUUAAGAAACAAUUGACCGAUAAAUAUAUUGCUCACGAUCGUACAGCAUUUGGUGCAGGACUUCCUGGCAGGGUUCUAAAUAGAAGUUCUGCAUAUACGAUACCAAAAACCGAUCCAACUCAAUUACAGUGCAAGAUAUCGCAUAUGAGUUUCAACAACAGAAAACAGACCCAACACAUUGUAAACGAUAUAAAUACUCUACGUUAAUAAUAAAACUCGUAAAUCGUGAUUAAUCUACUAAUAAUAAUAAUCACAAACCGCUUAUAAAGAUAAAACUGAUAAAAUGUUCUAAUUGAGCAUUUUGAAUAUAGCCUUUUUGUUUGUUAUUUAAAAAGUUCCAUCGAAUAUUACUAAUAUAAACAUAUGCACAUACUAAA
This is a messenger RNA of Mytilus californianus (California mussel), 1129 nucleotides long. RefSeq lists its product as uncharacterized. The transcript has 2 exons. Gene Ontology annotation, molecular function: protein binding. Lineage: Eukaryota; Metazoa; Mollusca; Bivalvia; Mytilida; Mytilidae. Bases 48 to 959 code for a protein of 303 amino acids. The record is from RefSeq and is a predicted model, not a curated record.